GACACAGAACAUCUAGUCAUGGAUAGAAUUGAGCUGGUGCAGAGAGCCAAACUGGCUGAGCAGGCUGAGCGAUACGAUGAUAUGGUAGCCUGCAUGAAGACCGUAACUGAACAAGGAACUGAAUUAUCCAACGAGGAGAGGAAUCUUCUCUCAGUUGCUUAUAAGAACGUUGUAGGAGCCCGUAGGUCAUCUUGGAGGGUCAUCUCAAACAUCGAGCAGAAGGCAGAAGGUAAUGAGAAAAAGCAGCAGCUGGCUGAAGACUAUCGAGAGACUAUUGAGACUGAGCUAAGAGACAUCUGCAACGAAGUACUAUCUCUUCUAGAAAAGUAUUUGAUCCCAAGUGCGUCACAACCAGACAGCAAAGUCUUCUAUUUGAAGAUGAAAGGUGACUACUACCGUUACCUGGCUGAGAUUGCUGCUGGUGAUGACAAGACAGGAACUGUAGAUCGAUCCCAGCAAGCAUACCAAGACGCUUUUGAAAUCAGCAAAAGGGAGAUGCCACCAACACAUCCUAUCAGAUUGGGUCUGGCGCUUAACUUCUCUGUCUUCUAUUACGAGAUUCUGAACUCCCCAGAGAAAGCCUGCUCUCUCGCGAAGACAGCUUUUGAUGAAGCCAUUGCUGAACUUGAUACCUUAAGCGAAGAAUCAUACAAAGACAGCACACUAAUAAUGCAAUUGCUAAGAGACAACUUGACACUCUGGACAUCGGAUACCCAAGGAGAUGAACCAGAAACAGGAGAAGGCGGGGAAAACUGA
Messenger RNA from Otolemur garnettii (small-eared galago), 756 nucleotides. RefSeq names its product 14-3-3 protein zeta/delta. Bases 19 to 756 code for a protein of 245 amino acids. The record is from RefSeq and is a predicted model, not a curated record. Gene Ontology annotation, cellular component: cytoplasm. Lineage: Eukaryota; Metazoa; Chordata; Mammalia; Primates; Galagidae. The transcript has a single exon. Gene Ontology annotation, biological process: signal transduction.